This is a messenger RNA of Physcomitrium patens, 1314 nucleotides long. RefSeq names its product GDSL esterase/lipase 6. Gene Ontology annotation, molecular function: lipase activity. Lineage: Eukaryota; Viridiplantae; Streptophyta; Bryopsida; Funariales; Funariaceae. The record is from RefSeq and is a predicted model, not a curated record. Gene Ontology annotation, biological process: lipid metabolic process.
UGCUACGCUUCCCUUCCCUUCCUUCCGAUUCUUUCUUGAAUAAUGCUCUCCGAUCACGCUUUUUCGCCCACCGGACGGACCAAGUUGAUCACCGAAGCUUUGGUGUUUGCGAUAGUCAACACGUGGUUGCGUUUUUUCAACUAUUUCGUAGCGGCUCCGGAACAGUUGAGUUCGGGGAUUCAACCACAGCCGAGUCCCGAGACUGUUUCAUGAGGACUGAUGACAUGUACAAUCAGCGAACCGUUACUGGACCAUGUGUUGAGAAUCGUUUUACGCUUUCGGUUGAAGCUAUUGGAAAACCGCAUAGGUUGAAUUGAAGACCCGAUUGCAACUUCGAGGGGUUGUCGGAGCGACUGUGAAGCUCUACUAGGACGUUGAUUCUGCUCCAGCUGAUGUACUGCAGAUUCGUACUGGGUUACUGUGGUGGAGGCGGAGUUGAACGUACUGCACUGACGAAGUGGGCGUGAUCGGACGUAGGAGUUAAUGGAUUUUAAAGCUGUUUAGGUUUUUGCUGCUAUGGUGUUGACUGCACUUUCGGUGAUUUCGGUAGACGCCAGUAGAGAGCACAAGGAACUUCACGUACCUGCGAUUUUUGUAUUUGGUGAUUCAUUAGCUGAUGCCGGAACCAACACUUUCAUUCCCCAAGUCACAGUCAGAGCCGACUUUCCACCUUACGGCAAGACGUUCUUCUGGAAACCCACAGGACGAUUCACAAAUGGCCGCACCAUUGUCGAUUUUAUAUCUCAAAAAUUGGAGCUCCCAUUUGCACCACCUUUCUUGCAGCCUCACGCUUCCUUCAUCAAAGGGGUCAACUUCGCCUCAGGCGGGAGCGGGCUCCUAGAAUCCACCAGCGAAGAUCGUCAUGUUGUGUCGAUGAGCGCCCAAGUUCAACUCGGCGCUACACAAGAUCUGUGCAGCCGCCCCUACAAGUCCCAAUUCUGGGAUUGGGCGCACCCAACAGAGCAUGUGGUAUCUAUCCUCGCCGACUUGUUGAUCACCGGCAAUACGACUAUGGCAUACCCUAUCAACUUAAAAGCGUUGGCAGCUCUGUAAAGGAUUGUUCGUCAUUUGUGAGGGAUAGAAUGCCAAGACAUCAAAGCGGAUACUUGGAAAGAAGCUCAAGAAUCUGCUGCAAUGCCCCGUCGGGUUUGCCUUAGAAUGCUCUGGCUGAUACUGCUACCUUCCAGUGUGAACGCACAUUAGUUGGUUCUGGUUUCGGACCGGUGUGUACAUUUUCUUUCUUUCUUUAUAUAAAAGAGUUGCUAUGGUCUUUUUCACAAUGAUCAUGACAUUGACAAGAAAUAUCACAUUCUA